This is a messenger RNA of Pocillopora verrucosa, 2844 nucleotides long. NCBI's taxonomy places the organism in Eukaryota, Metazoa, Cnidaria, Anthozoa, Scleractinia, Pocilloporidae. The record is from RefSeq and is a predicted model, not a curated record.
AACAAGCAACCAGCGCUAAGAUCAACGGAUGAUGUAAAGUAUAUUUUACCUUACGACUGUCAGCUACAUCUUGGGUGCAAACAAGGAAGGUAAUUUAUCCUCUGUAUUAACGACGUUUCUUCUACAGGAAGUUAUAACGUUCACUAGUUCCAGGUCCUUUCCUAUUCGAAAAGAGCAGGUGUUGGAUCCACAACAUGGCGGAAGGCGCAUUUACGAAGGCCGUUAAUCAAAAAUACCCUGGAUUUACCUAUGAGGCCGAAGGGAAGUGGAGAGGCCCUUUCUGUUUCGUCCAUGCAGCAGACACACAGUUUGGCUUGAUUGACUCGUGGAAUGGAGUCCCGCUUGCCGAGCAAAAGUGGGAGAAGGAGAUCGUGUUAACACGUAAGGCUAUCGUGGCCGCAAACAACUUGUCACCGAAACCUAGAUUCUUUGUGGUUUGUGGUGAUCUCGUUAACGCGUUUCCUUGGGAAGAAUAUAAUGAUUCACAGGCCGAGGAUUUUAAGAAGGUUUUCAAAGAACUUGAUCCGAGCAUACCACUAAUAUGCGUGUGUGGAAACCACGAUAUUGGAGAUUCGCCAACGCAACAGUCAUUACAGAAGUACCGCAGCAAUUUUGGCGAUGACUUUUAUUCUUUUUGGGUUGGAGGAGUCUUCUUCAUUGUUCUCAAUAGCCAAUUUUACAAAGAUGCAAGUCAAGUGAUUGAUCAGAAACAAGAACAAGACAGAUGGCUGGAUGAACAGCUUGAGUUUGCAAAAUCAUGCGAUGCACAUCAUAUUGUGAUGUUUCAACACAUUCCUUGGUUUUUUGGCAAUCCUGACGAGAAUAACGAUUACUUUAAUAUCGAGUUAAAUCUACGCAAACAAAUGCUAUCGAAAAUGAAAAAUGCAGGGAUCAAAUAUGUAUUUGCUGGUCAUUAUCACAGAAAUGCUGGUGGCUUUGAUCAAGAGUUGGAAAUGAUUGUCACGAGUGCUAUUGGCCAGCAAAUUAACAAUGAUAAAGAUUCUGGGAUGAGGAUUGUAUGUGUGGGCUCAGAAAAAAUUACACAUGAAUAUUAUGAACUUGACAGUGUUCCAACCUGCGUAGCUCUCUAGUUAUCUGUUUGAUAUUCAUCUGUGUGGAAGAUUUAUGAAAAUCCUGUGCAGUCAGAUCCAAAAAUGAAAACAAGUUAUGAUUUCAAGAAUGAGAGGUAUCCUUUUCAUCAUGUUCUGCCCAUUGAACCAACUUUACUCAAGAGUCAUUUAAUUUCAAACACUAGUUAUCAGCUCAAUAUAAUCAUAGGAAAUUUUAUCAGAGUUGGGUUAAGAAUAGACUUUGUCAGGGACCCCAAGUCCUGUUGUUUAUUUGCUUAGUACCUGGUAGCUUGUACUGUACUGAUAAUUUCAUUAAAUCAAUAAAUCAGUUAUUACUUUGAAUUACAGUUUUUAAGUAAUACUUUGAGAAAGAAUACCAAUUCAAUUAUGGCUUUGGCAAGAAUAGCUUUCUAGGGAACUACCAAAAAGUAAUGGGAUGGUUAGAAGGCCAGUAACAAAGUAAAUAACAAGUGGGGGUGAACUUUUAUGUCAAUAGCACUUACAUGUAAGCCUGGAAAAACUAAGAGACCAAUAAUUCACUUGUGACAGUGGUUACAUGUGGCACAUAAGUGAGAAUAAAGAAAAAACCAAUCUUGCAUCUUCCUUCAACAUGUAACUAGAUCAUUUGAAUGCAAUUUUUCUUGCUUUUAAUUUAUUUUUUAUUUCUUGAUGUGUGCCAUAUUUAUUUAGAAGAUUAAAACAGAAGCUGUUUUAAUGGCAGUACAGCAAAUGUAGUUGGUUCUAUCAGUUACCUGCUGUCCUAUCCUAUAAUGUAUUAAAACUUAUUUUUACUGUCAUGUUAAUCACUAUUAAUAUGACUUUGUAUGGUUUGUAGUUAUUGCACAAAUUUUAGAUUAUAAAAAAUAAAUUGAAAGGAAGCUUGAUCUGUAUGCAUUACUGAAAUAGUACCACUUAUAAAGCCAAUGGCAAUAUUACGUAAUAUGUCCUUGUUUACAAUGCAAUUGUAAAUAAUGUUUAUUUGAUUCUUAGGUGGCCUGUAACACUUCCUGAGUCUUUGCUUGAAAUUAGUACUUAUAAGUUUUAAGCUUUAAAUUUAAGUUUAUUCAAGUCUGAGAAACUUUGUCUUAGUUUCCACCUUACACUGUUAACUCAGUACAACAAAUGGAUAUGAUUUUAUUCACUACAUGUACCUUACAAUGACUUUGUAAAGUUACUGUAACAACUGGUACUUCAUUUCUGUAAGUAAUAGACUUCAUAAUUAUAUAGAGGACGUAAUAGGGAUUCAUCUUAAGCAUGAUGUUGAAGCUGCCAGUUGUUAAUCCUGUAAUUUUUAUCCCUUCAAAAGAAUUGCAGAACAAGAAGAACCUUUCAAGAACAAAUGUGAAUAUUUCAAGGAAUUUUCAGACAGUAGAAAUUUGAUUUUGCAGUGAACAUCAUGCUUAAAAUCUUGUCUCUUGUCACAUUUGAUCAAAGUCUCCAAUCACAACUCAAGGAUGGACACACAGGUCCUCUUAUUGUACAUUCAAUGGGUAAACUUGUUUCACACAAACAUACAUGUACUUUUCAGUACCCAAAAUGGAAGAUACAUUUUGAACUAAGGAUUAAAAUAACUGUUUAAAAUUGUGAAAAUGAUGAAAAUCAUGAACUUUGAAUUUUGACAUUACUUCAUUGUUAGUACUUGUGCAACAAGAAUCAUAAAAUAACCACUGAAUUCAGAAUUGCUUUCCUGAAUAUUUAUAAACAUUUUUAUAACUUACAGAGUUAAGAUACUCAAUACUAUAUAGAUCCUCAAAAAUAUAUAUCAAUGCUUCGC